AUGGCUUCCACAAGGCGCGACAGCGCCCGUGGCCAGAACCACGACCGGCUCGGUGCCGACGACGAGUUCGCCAUGUCUCGCCUCGUCGACAUCGAGGCCGUCCAAGACGACGCCUCCGGCAUGACCAUCACGGCGCCCCAGAAGAUGGCGUCGGCGUCGGCCGGCAGCCUCUUGACGUCGCUGCUUAUGACGCCCCUCGACGUAGUCCGAGUCCGGCUGCAGUCGCAAAAGAUGCCGACGUCCACGGUCGACUUCUCCCGCCUCGCCCUCACCACGACCACCCUCACCCCGGCGCAGACGGCCGAGCUCGGAGUUACGGCGUGCUGCCGCGAGGUCUUCUUCGCUGGCAACGACGCGUCGUACUGCAUCGCCGCCCCCCGCAUGGCCGCGCCCGCCGACUGCGCCGUGCAGGAGGUGCAGAAGAAGACGUAUACAUCCACCAUCGACGGCAUGCGCAAAAUCGCCCGUAACGAGGGCGUGACGACGCUGUGGCGGGGCCUGUCCCCGACGCUGGCCAUGGCGGUGCCCGCCAACAUCAUCUACUUUGCCGGAUACGACUGGCUGCGGUACAGCAGCAAGAGCCCUCUGUCGGGGCUGUCCUCGGACCACGCGCCCCUGACGUCGGGGUCCCUGGCGCGUAUAUUUGCUGCGACGGCGGUCAGCCCCAUCGAGCUGGUGCGCACGAGGAUGCAGGCCGCCUCCGGGGUCGGCACGACGAAUCACCUGGUAGAGGCGUUCAACGGCAUUCGGGAAAUGGUCGGCGCUCACGGGUACACGUCGCUCUGGAGAGGACUGACGCUGACCCUCUGGCGCGACGUGCCCUUCUCGGGCAUCUACUGGUGGGGAUACGAGACGAUCCGAGCCAAGCUCACCGACGCGCGCGAAGAGAAGCGGGGCCGGUCUCUGACUCUCUCAGACUCGCCGCAGCAGGCCCGGCUCAGGUCACAGAGCCGGGAGAACCACACCGAGACGUUUGUCGACAGCUUCACCGCGGGCGCCAUGUCCGGCGCCUUUGCCUCGAUCGUGACCAUGCCGUUCGACGUCGGCAAGACGCGCACGCAGGUAUACCGGGACGGAUCGAAGAGCGCAGUGGGCGAUGCGGCCGCCCAGGCGCCCGAAGAGCUCAGCAUGGUGCGCCUCCUGAUGCACAUCUUCAAGACGGAGGGCCUCGCGGGGCUGUGGAGGGGCUGGAUCCCGCGCACACUCAAGGUGGCACCGGCGUGCGCCAUAAUGAUCAGCAGCUACGAAGUGGGCAAGCGAGCGUUCCGUGGCGUAAACGAGCGAGCGGAUAGGAAGCACAAGGACGACAUGUAA
This is a messenger RNA of Purpureocillium lilacinum, 1314 nucleotides long. RefSeq lists its product as uncharacterized. The record is from RefSeq and is a predicted model, not a curated record. Gene Ontology annotation, cellular component: mitochondrion. Lineage: Eukaryota; Fungi; Ascomycota; Sordariomycetes; Hypocreales; Ophiocordycipitaceae. Gene Ontology annotation, biological process: mitochondrial transmembrane transport.